Molecule: messenger RNA, 1230 nt
Organism: Durusdinium trenchii
Lineage: Eukaryota; Dinophyceae; Suessiales; Symbiodiniaceae
Source: the annotation of a GenBank genome assembly
AUGUGCUUGGUACUUCUUGUUGGUAUCUCCUUGUGUGCUGCGCGAGUUUGGUAUACGAGUGGGACGACGAUCGAGCGGAUGGAUCCUUUCAGUAAUCCUGUUGCGGCUGAGAAGGACCGUGUGGUGCGCUUUUUGUCGUAUGCUCUUGUGCAUGGCAUAUAUGGGAAGCUUUUGGUUUGGCCAAGCUUCCUUUGCUACGACUAUUCAUUCGAUGCAGUGCCACUGGUUCGAAGUUUGUCAGAUUGCCGUUUGCUCUUGCCAGUGAGCUGUUACCUCGGCUUUGCUCUUCUCACGACGCAGUCGCUGCAACUAUUAAGGAGAUGCGUGCAUACACACGACCAUGCUGUGCCUGUUGUUGGCAUUGCUAUAUUGAUACUCAGCUUUUUCCCAAUGUCGAAUGUACUUUUUCCCGUUGGUACCAUGGUUGCAGAGCGCCUUCUGUACAUACCGUCGGCUGGCUUUCUUAUUGCAGUUGUUGGCCUUGCACGACAUCGAGAAAACCAUACCGCUUGUAUCUUAGUCUUAGUCGUUGCAGGGCUGGUCCUAACACUUCUCACAGCGCAGCGAGUUGUUGAGUGGUCCAGCCCAGAAGCAAUCACCGUAGCUGAUGCUGCGAAGCAACUCCGUUCCACCCGAGUCCAAUACAAUUUGGCCACCCACCACCUAUCCAAUAAACGAUAUGAUGAGGCCUUUUCCUCGUUUGAGACUGUGAUGGCGCUAGAUCCAACUGACAGAGACUGCAUGCCUUUGUACCAUGCCGGUCAGAUUCAGAUCUACCGGGGAAACCACAAAGCAGCAGAAGAGCUUCUGGCCAGAGCAGUUGAAGGCCACUUCAGCCCACUCCUAGUGAAUGAGGAAGAAGUGUUUCAUGACUAUGGGCUGGCUCUGUGGUUUGCCGAGAGGCCCAAAGAUGCGAUUUUGAAUUUUGAAAAGAGCUUGUCAAUCAACGGAACCUUUUCGAAAGGUUUCAACAACUUGGGCUGUGCGUUGGGCCUAGGAGCCCUUCUAGGACGACUACCUCAAGAAGCGCUCGUGCAAGGUAUUCAGCAGUUGCAGGAGGCGGUGCAACUGAGCUCUGACAAUGUGCUCUACUGGCGGAACUUGGUGGCGUUGCUGCGCUUUGCCGGCCGCCCGGAGGCUGAAGUCGCUUGGAAGCAGCUUCUGACCUUGGACGCCAGCAACGCCGCGAAUCCACCAGAGGAUUGCAGUUGGGAAUUCGCCUUUCGAUGA